This is a messenger RNA of Portunus trituberculatus (swimming crab), 8194 nucleotides long. It is a transcript of the gene wnd, whose product is annotated as mitogen-activated protein kinase kinase kinase 13-like. Gene Ontology annotation, molecular function: JUN kinase kinase kinase activity; ATP binding. NCBI's taxonomy places the organism in Eukaryota, Metazoa, Arthropoda, Malacostraca, Decapoda, Portunidae. The transcript has 16 exons. The coding region runs from base 1 to 3723 and encodes 1240 amino acids. Gene Ontology annotation, biological process: JNK cascade; protein phosphorylation. The record is from RefSeq and is a predicted model, not a curated record.
AUGAACUCCUCCAUCGCGCCCCAACUUCCCACCUCGGUACCACCUCGGCCUGCCUCACUCCAGGCCAGGGCAGGGCUUGCUGGGCCGCUGGCUAGAAGCUCCACUCGUUUCAAGGUCAAGGCGAGCACUGUGUUAGGACUGACAGUGGCACCAGCUGCUUCAAGCCCUACAAGUUGUUUUUGUCCCACAUGGCCCGUGUCGGGGUGUUGUGGCGGCGCAAACAAGAGAAGCGUCUGGCAACGUAGCUUGCCAUGCGGCAACCCUCUCCUCCCACACGCCCUCGCGCGGCCAGUGCAGGAGUUACCUCCCCAGUGGUCGUGUUGUGUCUUGCUGUGUCUCCGUGAUGGCGUUCUAGCAGCCACAUUUCGCUCCUUUUACUCUUGGAUUAUCCGACGAGUUUGUGUGCCGCGGUGCAAGCCAGUGCUGCGAGUCCCCGACACUGGAUAUACGAGGCGACCACUUACCGGCCAUGGAGGCGACGAGGAAGGAGUCGUAGUGAGAACAGAAUGUUGCCGCGAGGAGGGGGGACGGUGGGUCUGGACGGGGAUGGAGGGGGGAGCGGGGGUGGUGGUGGACACGACCCGCCCCUCCCCCUCUCUUCUUGUGGCCCCCACGAACUCUCAAGAUAAGGAUGAUGUCUUCUCCACCAGUAUUAUUUCAUGCAGCACUGACAGGGAGGAUAUGGACUUCAGGAAAAGCAUGUUGAGGAUGGAGGAGGAACUACAGAACCUUCAGCUUCACUCCCAGAGGUCCACGCCUCUGGAACCCCAACAAGGAAGGUUUAACACAGACGCCGGAGGACCAGGAGAGGGUGGAGGCGGGGAUACAAGCAGCCCCGACUCUCCCACCGGCGUGCACAUCAGAUACAGGGACGGUCAGAGGGUCAACUGGUUAGAGGGAAUCAUUGGUUGCCUUCGCCCCGUGUGGACCAUCAUAGGCAAAGCGGCGCUCAGCGAGAAACAGGCGCAAACUGACAACUGGGAGAUCCCGUUUGAGGAAGUGUCUUCGCUGCAGUGGCUUGGCUCUGGGGCGCAGGGGGCAGUGUUCAGGGGGCAGAUGAGAGGCUCCUGGGUGGCCAUCAAGAAGGUGAAGGAACAGAAGGAGACAGAUAUCAACCACUUGAGAAAACUUAAUCAUCCCAAUAUUGUCCGGUUUCUGGGUGUGUGUACAGCAGCACCCUGUUACUGCAUUGUGAUGGAGUACUGCCCCUAUGGUCCACUCUACAACCUCCUCAAGGAUGGACAGGAUAUACCACCAGACCGAGUUGCUCUUUGGGCCAAGGAAAUUGCCUCUGGCAUGAACUACCUCCACCAGCACAAGAUUAUCCACAGAGACCUUAAGAGUCCCAAUGUCCUGAUUGGAAGUAACCAAGAGGUGAAGAUCAGUGACUUUGGCACCUGCCGAGAGUGGAAUGAUGUCAGCACAAGGAUGAGCUUUGCUGGCACCCUGGCCUGGAUGGCACCGGAGGUCAUCCGUAAUGAACCUUGCAAUGAGAAGGUUGACAUAUGGUCAUUCGGAGUGGUGCUAUGGGAACUGUUGACGUGUGAGAUCCCAUACCGUGAUGUUGACAACUCUGCCAUCAUCUACGGUGUUGGGUCAAGCUCACUGCACCUUCCCAUACCAUCGACGUGUCCUGAUGGCUUCAGGCUCAUUGUACAGAUGUGCUGGAAUAGUAAGCCAAGGAACCGACCUUCCUUCAAAUACAUUCUGAUGCACCUCGAUAUUGCAGCGGUGGAAAUCCGCAGUACACCACCAGAGACUUACUUUAAGACUCAGAUGUCCUGGAAGGCUGAGAUCAGACAACAGAUGGCAUCAAUGAACUCCCGAGCCUCACACAUUCCCCGCCUGGAGGAAGACCUUGUGCAGCGGCGCCAUGAUGAACUCAAACAUGCUCAGGACAUAAGGGAACACUGGGAGAGGAAGUUGGUGAUUGCAAACGACCUGUACCUUGAGCUGUCUGCUGCCAUGCUUCAGCUAGAGCAACGUGAAAAAGAGCUUCUGAAGUCUUCCAGGCGUGAGCAUGCCAAUCAGAUCCACAAAGGAAAGCGGAGAAUUGUGAAGCCACUGAUCCGUGCCCAGGAGAGGCUGCAGGCCAGGCGGGGGACGGGAGGAGCCGGGACAGCUACCUCCUCCACCCCCACCAGCCCUGACACACAGGCUCCCUCACCAGCCCACCAACCACAGCAGGGUCGUUCAAAAAAGCCUUUGUACACUGAAAUGGGAACCAACAAUCUGCCGCUCUCCACAACUCGGCCGGCUUCACUCCACAUUGGCCAGCCUGCAGCUUCGCCUUCCAUCGGCCCGCCUGCUCAGGACGCUGGCCAGCAGGAGGCGGUGGAUGGUGGCCGUGUGGGGUCUGGACGCAGGAGGACACGUCACCACCAGAGGAACAAGAGCCACGGUGGUGUUGUGGCUUAUGUCAGUUCAGGCACCAGCCCAAGACAUGCCUUGCCACCCGACAGGAGGGGUUACAGCCUGAGCCCCAGCCAGGAACGUGUGCCAGUGCUGGUGGACUCUGGAACUCAAACAGACCACAUGGACAUGAGUGAGACUGACACAUCGCCAGUCAAAACCCCCGGCCCACACAAACCCUCUUCCCUCCCUCUCCAGCCUGAGGAAGGUGACGGCGGUGGGGGAAGCAGCGUUGACCCCAGCAACCCUGCCUGUGGUCACACCACAACCGAGACCAGUCCCAACGGCAACACCCUGUCAGAGCAGCAGAGUCCUUGCUGCGAACACUGCCCAAGACAACAGUAUCGCCGCUUCACCUCGACAGACUCCAACGACUCCAACAAAAACUUCCCCAUGGCAGCCCCGGUGGUUGCCCCGCGCCUCGGGGAAAGCCACCAGCCAGAGUACACCAUUGAGGAGACCCUGCAGAUUCUCAACAAUAAUGAGGAUGACGUGGACAUCCUGCACCAGCUGGGUGACAAGUGGGAUGCCAUUGAGCGAGUCUUGGCAGACAAGAAAGCCCUGCCUAACGGCUACUCUCGUGUCUUGCACUCUCCGCUCAGCAUGAGGUAUGACUCAAAAAAUGACCUCUCAGAAUCCACACCCAUGGAGGUUGGUCAGCCCCAGAUUGAGGGCAUGUCCCAGAGCCAGUCUCCCACCACCACCAACGAUGAGGACGAAGACGACGACGACGACGAUGACGAUGAUGACGACAUUGACGAUGAUGAAGAGAGACACUCUAGUGUGGACCCAGACAUUCUCAACCGUAACUCUGACAUGGUGGCUUCCAGCGAGUUAGACUCCAGUCAUGACUCCGUAGAACAUGAAGUGUCUGCCUCAGAGGAGGAGGAAGAUGAGGAGGCCCUUGAUGCUCACUACCAAGUUUUAAAACGAAGGUGCUUCAUGCGGAGGCCAUUGCCACGCAGCAAGAACCACCGCACUGUGUGUCUGACUCGCUCCACGCACAGCACCCAGAGCAGUGAAGGUGGGGGCUCGGAGGAGGAGGGUGGGAGUGGCCUGGGCUCACUAAGACACGGCUACUACAGUAGUCGAGGGAUUAGUCUGGAGGGCAUCAGCCGCUACUCUUCCAGGCUUAUGAGCGGCGCUGGUCCGUCCCGCAACAGUGACACAUCAGACUCAGACGAGGGUGCCGGGGAAGGUGAUGAGGAUGUGGUGAGUGUGAAGGCCGUGGUGCUGCAAGACACACCCAGACUGCGAGGGAUUCAGGGGUCGGCCUGUCACUCUCAGACAGCUGACCGGAACUCAUGGUGAAUAUGUGAACACCCACGCUCUGAUUAUUAUUAUUGUUACUAGCCCAUUAGUUCUGCUAUAUGUUUCCUGUGAGAUGAACUGUCAUCUCAAAACACCAGAUCAACAAGUGUACUGCUAGCAGAUACCUAUCCUGUGAUCAAAGUGACAUUCCACUCAAACGAAGAGCCAGCCAGGAAUCAGAUGUCUUACUGCUGUCAAAGGAGAAGCUGCAGUGAUGAAAAUAUUCCAUUAAUUUUUAAGUAUUCUUCUAAUUGAGGCAGAUGUUGAAGAUUUCCAUGUUUUAUGAGUCUCUGAAUGACAAAGAACUGAAGUGACAAGAUAGACUGUUAUCACUUCCUUCGUGCCUCACACCUUGUAGUGACUCAAGGUGCUGAGGAGAUAAUGAUUGUCUCAUUUUUUGCAUUAAGUAUGGAUUUUAAACAAGAGGAGAACCUAAGUUUUGUGGACACAGGAGAUGACUCUUGUGUUAUUGUGAAAAUAAUCUCCCCUCUCUCUUCUUGCAUGCAAGAGUUGUACUUGACCCCUGACAAGUCUUGAGGUAUACAGAGGGCUCUCCUCACCUUAUUUUAUCUUCUCUAUCUCUCUGACUCUUUAGAUGCCUUCAUCAAGGACAGAUAGCCUGGGGGUGCUAAAGAUUCUGGUCAUUCUUACCCAACAGUCAGUUGAGCAUGAGUUAUCACACUAUACUUGAUGUCAAUACUGAAACCAAGUCAACAAAGAAAAAGUCAUGAUAAAUUGAGCAAAAGUAUCCUGUUUAAAUGAUUCUCUUAAGUUCCAUUGGAACUCAGUGAUACAUUUUUUGCUUUUCUACUAUAUGAUUAAUUAUUGAGACCUUUUGUACUUAAUAUUCAGACAUUUGUUUAAAAUCAUGAGUGGAGGACAUGAGAUGGUGAGUGAGUGAAGGGCAACCCAGUAGUGACUCAGUGCAAAUACAUGAUGUGACAUUCCUAGCCAGGCAACACUGUGACUCGGCUAUCACUUGUUUCCUCCAAAGACGACAUUAAUUGUUAUGAUGCAUAGUGUACACAAUGUACUGACGUCUUUGCUCCUCUCUGUUAGCUGGUUGGUGCCAGUGAAGUGUUCCCUGUGGGUGUGGCUGUGUGGCUGUGUGGUUGCCUGAAGGCUGCUGCAUCACUCUAGCCACUAAUGUUGGGGGAGGAUUUAACAUUUGCAUCCUCACUUAUACCUAACUUUCUUGUUACUAUAAUCACCCAACCUUAUUCUCUGGAUAUGUAACCUUAACUAGGAAACACCUGAAAGACAUUUGUUCUUUUCCCAGACAUUCCAUUACUACUAGUUCAGUGUAAGACAUUUGCCUCAUGAGAACUGUUACUGUAAAAUCUUAAAUAAGGCCUUGUUUUGAUUGAUAUUAAACACUAUUAUUAUAGUUAUGAUUAUUAUAAUUAUUAUUAUAAUUAUGAUUAUUUUUGCUAUGAUCUUUAAGUGCAAUGUAUGUACAGAAUGGUGGUUGUGCUUGUGUUUAAUCUAGUCUGGGGUGAAAAUACUCCACUUUUUGAAUCACUGCUUGAGGUAGUGUUGGCAGUCUGUUGCUGAGGGUGGUGGUGAGAGGACCCUGGCUGGGAACACCUCAACAAUAACCUAUCAUAUAUUUCCUAUACAUUUUACCCUAAUUGUAUUUAAUCAGCAAAUUUCAUUUGAGAUGACAAACACUCAAAAGAUAAAUUUUUUUACUUGCCAUGCUAAAGUUUAACAUAUAUUUUAUCUAAGCUUCAAAAUUUUGAAUGAACUUACAGCUAUUUGUUUGAGAUUUUUUAAGCUAAGAUAAAGAAAAAUGGUUAAACUUUAGCUACUUUUCAUCUCAGCCUCAAAAUCUCCAGUGAAAAGAUGCAAGUUCAUUGGAGAUGUUGAAGGUGAGAUGCAAGAGUGACCCAGCCAGCAGUCACAGUGUAGCUGUACAUUGAACACCAGCAGUGCCGCCCCACCCACUCCUAGACAACCAACAGGGUCCUGCCAGACGGAAAUGGGUGAAGAGUUGUAAAUUAUUUCUCAUUAUGUCCCCAAUUUUAACAUUGUAAAUAAUCACAUCAAUUCCAUUUUAUCAUUAUCGUUCAUCAUCACUCCUGAAGGGGAAGAAAAUACCUCAGAAUGACGUGUGGGACCUCAAGCAGUGUUUUAAAAGAUACUGACGGAAUUCUCGAGAGUUUGGACACUGCAUUGUGAAGGAUUGACAGAGAUUCGUCUGAUUUACGUUAUUUACUGAAAUGUUAUCAAAGUACCGCUGAUGUCGUAUCCUUUACAUUAUUAUCAUUGAUUUUGUUAUGACUGGGUUAAGUAGUUAAUUCAUUGUUAUCAUUCACAGACUGUUCAUCAUCGUCUUGGUCUUAAUUUUACGUACAGAGAGACUCAUAUGUAUAUAAUUAUGUACUAACUUAAAUGUUCCAAUGUAAGUGAAAGUCUGACGGUAAAAUUAUGUAUAUUUUUCACUACAUACAUACAUACAUACAUACUUAUAUAACACAACGUAAAUCUUGAAGGAAUUUAAUCGAGUACUACUACCACUACCACUUUAGGCCCCAUAAGGAAUACCGAAGGGAAAUAUGCUUGCGUUUAUUCUCAUACCGAUGAAAAAAAAAGAUAAAUAAAAACUAAAAAUACACGUUUGAGAAGAACCGGCCUUAAUUAUUGUAGUAAGAAAUAUUUAAAAAAAGAAGUACAUACAUACUAUUAGGCGUACUAUUUUGAGAGAACCCCUAUUAUAGCUCUAACUAGCUCUAUGUAUAUAUUGUGUAUAUCGUAGAACUCUUAGAUAGGUUUGGAUAUAUACAUGGUGUUGUAUAUAGUGAGGACCUUCAUUUUCACUACUGUGUAUAAGGAGUUGUAUAGUUAUUCUCUCUCUCUCUCUCUCUCUCUCUCUCUCUCUCUCUCUCUCUCUCUCUCUCUCUCUCUCUCUCUCUCUCUCUCUCUCUCUCUCUCUCUGUUUUGUCCUGUCUAAUUGCCUGAAGUCCUCUUGCUCAUCAAAGGGACUCUUACAAAUUUACCUCCUAAGCUCCCAUUCCUUCAUAGGUUCAUGCGUUCAUUUCAUGUAUAUAUGUGUACGUGUCUUACCUUUUUUCUCUCUCUCUCUCUCUCUCUCUCUCUCUCUCUCUCUCUCUCUCUCUCUCUCUCUCUCUCUCUCUCUCUCUUAAUUAUAAAAUGUCUCAGUGUUUUUACAGUUUAUUUAUGAACAGAGUAACAUCUAUUUUUUCUAUUUAUUGUUUGAUUUUAAUGCAAAACUAAAGACUUUUUCUAUUUGUAUAAUAAUUUCUAUAUUUUUCAUAGGCCCUUCUAUUACAAUUUAGUGAUAAUUUUAGGUGUAAAAAAAGAUUCCUUGUGUAUUUAUAAACCAUGGCUUGUCUUCUCCCUUUUAUGGUCAUUUUUCUUUAUUUAUUUUCUGCAUCUUGUCAAUCUCUCUCUCUCUCUCUCUCUCUCUCUCUCUCUCUCUCUCUCUCUCUCUCUCUCUCUCUCUCUCUCUCUCUCCCCUGUUUUUCUUUAAUUAAUAUACCCUUUACUAUUCUUAUCUUCAGACAUUUCCUGCUCACAUUACUUCUCUACCUCCAAAACUCACCACUUCCCACUGGACUCUAUUCCCAAACAUGUCAGCAUCUCACCUCAAUUACUUUUAUAGAGGCUGCAGUGAAGGUCAGUUUUCAAGGGUGUCUCCUUUUGAAUCAGUGAUAGUUGAAGAAGAAAUCUGCAAUAUCAGUGGGAGAAAUACCCUUGGAAACCUGACUGAUCAUUGCUUUGGUCUUUGAAAAUGGUUGUUGUGAGAGUUGUGAGUGUUUUGCAAUGUGGGUCCCCUUGUAAUGCACCUUUCCCCACACACACAGGCUCAGAACUCUUUACCUCCUCAAGCCACACCUUCAUACACCUUCAUGGCAGAACAUUAAGGAAAUUAUACUGUAGCUUUCACUUGUAUAUUUUCACCCUCCCAUACACAUAAAGAAAUGGGAAAUAAUACUGUAAGAAAAGAUACGCAGAUUUUUAAAUCGAAACCUGGUGCCAAACAUUUCCCAUUUUAUUUCAACAUUCUAACAGCACCAUGUUUUCUUAUAUAUUUUACAUAAAAGGUACAACAAAAGUGACUUAUUAAUAAUAUACACAUUUAGAAGCCUUCUCUUUAUUCUUUAGCUUGUCAUUUCCCCUCAAGAUGGUGUCCUCUCAACAUGAGAGCGUUCUUUUCCUUCAUUGCCUGUCCUUUGUGUACCAUUACAGCCUCUCUCUCUCUCUCUCUCUCUCUCUCUCUCUCUCUCUCAUCAUACAACUGCUGUCUUCAAAACCAUGUUUUCGUGUAUGCAUUGGCUUCCUUUCCUGUCACAUUCCAUUGCUCUCCUCUGAGUCUUCUCAGCCAAAACUUUGCUUUUUGUUAUGUUCGCCCCCAUCCUCCAGCCUGCCCCUCUACCCGUGGGUCCGGUCAGGACCUGCCCCACGGAAAAUACUCUACUUUACCAAGUAAAUGUAAACUACAAAGAUA